AAUUUAUUUUUUAAGAUUAGAACUUUUAAAAAUUGCAAAAAAUGAGAACAAAUAAGAUAUCAUUCAAAAAUUAACUGUAGUAGAUAGUGGUUUAUUUUCGUAAUUAGGUAAUCAUUAGACAUUAGAUAACUUCCUUGCGAUAAUUAUAUUGUUCGAAUCUAAGAAUGGAAUGUUCGAUACUAAGGUGUUAAAAUAUAAAAAUGCAAUGUGGUUUGAUCUACUUGGAAUCUAUAACGACAUGUGGCGCAGUUUAAUUUCAACGAAAAGCAUCUAAUAAGAAGAUCCUCUACGCAUUACGUCAAAAGUAUCUUCAUAUAAAAGUGUAUAUAAUUCAAUAAACACUUCAAGAUGUGGUUGAUAAGUGUGAACAAAAAGCUACUACUUAUGAAAAUGCAUUAUUUCCUUUACUCGGGAUGUAUAGCGACAAUUCUCAGUUUUGGUUCCACGUAUGCUAAACAAUUAGGAUAUUCAAAAAUUACUGUUGGAUAUAUAAUGAUGAGUCUUUUUAUCAUAUCAAUGUUAACAAAACCAGUAGUUGGCGCCGUAGUCGAUAAGUUCCGUGUAAAGAAAUACAUUUUUAUAUUAUUCAUAUUUUUGACUGGUAUUUCUGCAUUCUUUCUGAUGUUUGUGUCCAGACUAUCUUUAGAGACGUCCAUAGAGCUGGAAUGUGAUAUAAACAUUACAAAUGUAAAAAUAUAUUUCGACCAUACUAAUAAACUUUCAGACUGUGAUCAAAAAGUACUAAUGGGAAACAACGGAGAGAGGUUGGUCAAUUGCAAGUUAAACUGUAAUGAUGACGACAUAUUAUUUUCUGAAAUGUUCACUGGGACUAAACUGACAUCGAUUAAUGAACUUACUAAAAACUCUAGUAUUGUCGAUAAUCUAGCAACUAAAAUAACCGAUUUACCUAUAUUAAUACAUUUGUAUAAUUUUAAUACUAAACAGAAUGGUUCCUAUAAUUUUCGAGUUGGAUACGUAGAUAUAAAUCAUAGUAGAAUAAUGUCUCCAGUUUGUCAUCAACCAGUAAAAAUGCUUUGUCAAUUGUACUGUCCCAGUCCAACAAUUAUGGAAUUAGCAGCAAUACCACAAUCUCAAAAAAUGAUAAUUUCUAUGCCCGAAUUUUGGGAAUUUUUUUCAUUAUUGUGUAUAUUUUGGAUCAGUCAAUCGGGUAUAUGGGCUAUACAAGAUCCAAUUUGUUUUGAUCUCUUAGAAGAUAAACCCAAUGAUUUUGGUAAGCAAAGAUGCUGGACGUCCAUUGGAUGGGGAUUCGUCACAAUGUUUAGCGGUUGGCUUGUGGAUUAUUUCAGCUACGACAAAGUUCAAAAAGACUACACACCAUUAUCUUAUUUAAUAUUAUCAUUUAUGAUUUUGAAUUUAAUUGUUGCUUCUAACAUCUCAGUUGUCGAGUUCAAAGUUUCACAAAACACGUUCCAUAAUGUUUUUAAAUUAUUUGCAAGACUCCACGUUAUUAGUUUUUUUGCUUGGAUCUUAAUGCUGGGCGUAUAUAGCUCAAUGACAAUGAGUUAUCUGUUUUGGUACCUAGAAGACUUGGCUUCAGAAUAUCAAUGUAACCAAGUAGCAUGGAUAAAAACACUACAGGGAUUUUCUCAAGGUCUUCAAAGUUUCGGCGGUGAAAUGCCGAUUUUCUUCUGUUCUGGUUGGAUAAUAAAACACAUAGGUCAUAAACACUGCAUGUCGCUAGUUUUAUUCGCAUUUACUGUUAGAUUUUUUUUUUAUUCCAUCAUGACAAAUCCCGUUUGGGUGCUGUUGAUAGAAAUUCUAAAUGGCAUGGCAUACGCAUUAGGCCGUGCAGUGAUGGUAUCAUACUCCAGAAGGAUUUCGCCACCUAGUGCGCAUCAUACGGUCUUAGGACUAGUAGGACUAUUCGAUUGCAUUGGUUUAUCAUUAGGUGGUGUGCUAGCUUCACAUAUAUAUGACUUUUACGGAGGAGUGUGGUUAUUCAAAUUAUUUACUUAUGGUUCAGCUAUGAUGUGUGUUUUACAAAUUAUCUACAAUUUGUUAACAAAGUCAAAUAUGUUUCAUCUAAAAAUAAAUAAACAGCUGUUACCUUUGAAAAUGUGCUUCUUCUUGAUAUUUGCAUUAAUGGGACCUACAAUUGGAUUUUUGCCUACAAUAGCCAGACAAUUAGGAUACUCAUUAACAACUUACGGCGUGACUAUGACGUUCAUGUCGAUAGUAUCGACGAUUCUUGUACCUUUGUCUGGUGUAAUUGUCGACAAAUUCCGGAUAAAAAAAAUAUUAUUUUUAGUGGUCAUACUUGGAAUAGGAGUGGUUUCAUUAUUGUUUUUGUUCGUACCGAAAGUACCUUUGGAUGUGGAUACAACCGAAUUAAUAUGCGACACGGAAACUACUUUUACCGUUUUCAACGAGAACAAUUUACAAAUGACGAGUAAUAACACUUAUUUUACUAUUGAAAACUAUAAUAGAAGUGAUGAAAUAAUGAUGUGCAAGUUAAAAUGUCGAUAUACAGAGUUAUGUAGUGAUUAUGAAAUAGUUAAUUUAAAGAAUCAAUCUGACUUGAGCGAUUCAUGGAUUACUAUGAUUGACGAUAAUACAAAUCAAAAUAAAUACAACCAAAUUGACUUGAAAUUAAAAUUUAAAAACAUGGAACAAAAUAUGGAACAAAUUGCAAAGUCAUACGUAUUUCAAGUAUUAUCUGUCCAAAUAAAUGGUUCUCAAAUACUUUCACCGACUUGUCAAUGCAAUUUAAAAACAUUUUGUCAUAUUAUGAAUUGUUCAAAUAAUAAAAUAACGGAAUUAGCUACCGUUACAACAUACAGAGGAAACGUUCUUAAUUUAUAUCAAUUUUGGAUUUUUUUCAUACUUGUGGCGGCAUAUUGGGCUUGUACUACGAUUACAAAUGCAUUAAUAAAUCCUAUUUGUCUUGACGCUUUGGGAGAAAAAUCUUCGGAGGAUUUUGGAAAACAAAAAUGUUGGGCAUCAAUUGGUUGGGGAAGUUUUUCUAUAUUUAUUGGGUGGCUCGUGGAUAUAGUUAGUAUUAAUAAAAAAGAUAAAGAUUAUUCACCAGUAUUUUAUUCAAACAUCAUUAUCACAAUUUUCAAUUUUGGAUUAGCAAAUAAAAUUAAAGUCGUCGAAACAAAUAAAUCCAAAGAUAGAUGGAAGAAUAUGUAUGGUCUAUUCACUAAAUAUUAUAUGAUUUUCUUUUGUAUAUGGUCAAUAUUUAACACUCUUUUCCAUACAAUUGUAACUCACUUUCUAUUCUGGUACAUGGAAGAUUUAGUUAUUGCUAACAAUGACCACAACCAACGGGCAUGGAUAAAAUCGCUUCAAGGUUUAGCUCAAGGCAUCCAGUGUUUUGGCGGUGAAAUACCAUUUUUUUUUUGGUCUGGUUGGAUAAUUAGAAAGUUGGGUUAUGGUAACUGCAUGGCUCUAGUGCUGGGAUCUAUGGCUCUCAGGAUGUAUCUCUACACAGUCAUAUGGAAUCCAAUCUGGAUUAUAGCAAUAGAAUUAUUGAACGGAGUAUCGUAUGCGUUAGGAUUCUCGGUGAAAAUGUCAUAUGCAAAAAUGCUGGCACCUUCUGACACACUAAACACCAUUAUUGGGUUUAUAGGAUUGUUCGAUUGUAUAGGUGAAUCUAUAGGUAGUCUACUGGGUGGAUAUUUAUUCGAUACAUAUGGUGGAGUAUGGUCGUUUCGGUUUUUCGCCUACAUGUCUAUUUUUAUGUGUUUUAUAAACAUAGUAAUCAAUUAUUUUGGAUUGACAAAAGAAUCCAUUACAUUAAAUAUUAACUCUGAAUCAACGAAUAUGGAUCUCAAAAUGACUAAUAAUGAAAUAGAUAAAAAAAUAUGAUGUUUUUUUUAAAAGUAGUAGGUAUAUAUUUUUUUAAAAAUGUAAUACUUGAUUAAUUAAGUGCAGUUUGGCACAAUGUUUCACCGUUAUAAUUAUAAUUAUGUAUAUAAUAUAUUAUAUAAUUUAAUAGGUAAUUUAUAACUACGAGUUUAGAAUUUGAUUUUGGUACAUUAAAAUACAUGGAAAAAUAUCCUGCUUAGGAGUAAGAAAUUAAAAAUUUAAUCAUUCAAAAAAGUAAAUAAUCUAUUUAGCUUAAAAAUUAUAAUGAUAAAAAUUGUAAGAAAUAUAAAUGUAUAAUAUAUAAUAUUAUAGAAGUAUAUGUUUAGUUUUGUAUCAACUAUUAAUACUAAUGAAUACAUUUGACAAAAGCUUGAAACGCUAUCUCAGAUUCUUGAUUCUAUAGGUUAGGUAAGGUAAAAAUUUUACCGACACUUUAAAAAAAAAUUCGCAUAAAAAUCGAAAAUUUCAGUGGUUUAUAAACAACUCAAAAAAAGUCAAAAUUUUUUGAAAAUUUAACUGUAUAUAGAUAACACUAACAUAAACAUUUGGUGAAAAUUUCAAGUAUUUACAGUGAUUAGUUUUUGAAUAACAACCAUAUAAAAAAUCGAAUCGGUCAAAAACUGGUUUUGCGUAAAAAUUUUCGUUUUCCGCCAUUUUAGAUUCUGAACGGAGUGAUGAAUGUAUUGAUUUUACAAAGAUGUAUGUUUUUUUUUUUUUUUGUUUGUUUUAGAUUCUGAACGAAGUGAUGAAUGUAUUGAUUUUACAAUGAUGUGUGUUUUUUUUUUUUUUUUUGUGUCUUGUUUACAGCAUAACUAGUCGAAAUAAUGCUUCACUUUCAAACUUCGAGGGUGGUUUCCGAUGGAAAAGUGAAUAUCCUUGGUACAUUAUAGAGGUAAAAAGUAAACAUUUUUCAACAGUUUUCAAAAAAAUCGAGAAAAACAAAAAAAAAAUGACCGAAAAAUGGGAAUUUUUACGCAAAACCAGUUUUCAACCGAAUCGAUUUUUUUAUAUGCUUGUAAUUCAAAAACUAAUCACUGUAAAUAUUUGAAAUAAACGUUUAUGUUAGUGUCGGUAAAAAAAAUUUGGAUGACCAAAAAAACUUUAAAAUUUAAUACAAGGUUCUUUAUGAGUUAUUUUUAUUGUAGCUAAAAAAAAUUAAAAAUCGUUAGUCACAAUUUUUUUUUAUAAGCGUUUAUAGUUCAAAUUUUUACGAAAUCUGUCGAAAACGCGAAAAUUUGCAAGUAAUUUUGAAGUUGAAAAAUCAUAAAAUUUUUUGUGUUCAUAACUAAGGAUUAAAAUUAUAACACUAAGUUCUCCAUAAGUUUUCCUUGAAGUAGCUAUAGAGAAAACUCAUAACAUCAUUAUAGGAAAAAUUGUAUGUGCGUUUGAAUUUUAAAUUUUUACGAAAUAGCGUAACGACAACGAUUUAUCCUAAACGAUUUUAAAUAUUUGUUAUUAUUCAAAAAGUAUAAGUCGUAGAUACUUGAAAAUUUUACCAGUUAUUAAGAUUCACGUUUUCUUUACGUGAUUUAAUUUUUAAAAUAUUUUGAAUUUUUUUGAGCUAUUUAUAGACAACUGAAAUUUUCAAUUUUUCUAAAAAAAUAUUUUUGAAGUGUCGAUAAAAUUUUUUUGGCCCUAUAAAAAUACUUGAAAAUGUAAUACAAAAUUCCUCAUAAGUUAUUCUUAUAGUGAUUAAAAAAUUAUAAGAAUACAUAGGCACAAUUUUUUUUUUAUUAGCAUUUGAAGUUCAAAUAUUGACAAAAAUUCAUCAAAACCAUGAAUAUUUGCAAAUUAUUUUGGAGUUGAAAAUUCAUUAAAUUGUUUUUUAUUAUGCAAGGUUAAAAAAUUAAACCUCUAAGUUUUCCUUCAAAUAGCUAUAGAGAAAACUUGAAGCGUCAUUAGAGGAAAAAUGUUAUUAGCGUUUGAGUUUUAAAUUUUUACGAAAUCGUGUAACGCUAACGAUAUUUUAUCCUCAAACGAGUCAAAUGAAUUUAAAUAUUUGUUAUAAUGAAUGGAUGAUUAAUUUCAAACGUAGUUAUUCUCACUAAUGAAUAUUCAAAAAAUUCUAAUUUGUUCAAACCCACCCCCCCCCC
Aphis gossypii (cotton aphid) is the source of this 5924-nucleotide messenger RNA. RefSeq lists its product as uncharacterized. Gene Ontology annotation, cellular component: membrane. The record is from RefSeq and is a predicted model, not a curated record. Lineage: Eukaryota; Metazoa; Arthropoda; Insecta; Hemiptera; Aphididae. The transcript has 17 exons. Bases 349 to 3831 code for a protein of 1160 amino acids.